AUGUUGGCUGGGUUGGGGCUGGAGGUGGAGGCAUGUUGGCUGGGUGGGGCUGGGGUGGAGGCAUGUUGGCUGGUGGGGCUGGAGGUGGAGGCAUGUUGCUGGGUGGGGCUGGAGGUGGAGGCACCAUGCUCCUCAGAGUCUCUCUCCUGCUCCUCUCCGGAUCCAUUUCUCCUCAACUGCCUCCCUGCACAGAGGAUUAGAGUGAGAAGACAGAACAUGAAGGUUCGCAUCAACGCUACGGGCGACACCAUCGUGAUGAAGUUUGUCCGGCCCAAYCCUGACACCAAGCUGGAGGGCUACAUCCUGGGCUACGGCAGYAGCAUGUUCUCUAAACAGUUCAUCCAGCUGCCUGAGAAUGGAGAGCCCUACGAGACUGAGAUAGACGCUGAACCCAAGUAUCUUGUUGCUGUCCAGCCAAUCCCSAGCAACGACGURAAGAAACAAUGCACAGGAAAGGUCUACCUGGAGAAGCCACUCCACCUGGUUAUUGGCUCCGUCACCCCAACCUCUGUGCUGCUGUCCUGGGGAACCUUCCUGAAGACGCCCUACGAAGCAGGCAACAUCAUGAACGACUGUUUGGAAGACGGAUCUCGUCCGUCCAAUCCUGUCAACAAAAAGACCAACCUGGUUGGCAAACCUGGUGAUAUGAACAUCUGGUUUGAAACCUGGGAGAACUCCUCAUUAUUCAGCUCCCUACCGGCCUCUGACGUGGACGCAUUGGGAAAGAAACGUUUCGUUGCACCCCAUGUAGUCUACAAGACGGACAAGAAACCAGACGAGCCGUGUUCCAUCACAACCUCUCUCAGCUACUUCCCAGAGGAGGAGGGCGGGGAGACAAACGUGACAGCCCCGCCCAAGUCUCCGCCCUCCAACCUCACUGUGGUAACGGUGGAGGGAUGCCCCUCCUUCAUCAUUCUAGACUGGGAAAAGACCGACAAUGACACCACAGAAUAUGAGGUAAUCUCCACGACGAAGGGACCAGAUGGUACUCAGGUCUCCAUCCUGACCACCAACCAGACUCACACUGCAGUGGAGAACCUCAAACCCGAGAGCAGCUACGAGUUCAAGGUGAAACCCAAGAACGGGUGUUGGAAGGGGCACCCAAGUGAAGCCUGGUCCUUCAACACUGACAUCGAGGUACGAGUAGAUGGGACCAGCACAUAUUGUUUUUAG
Messenger RNA from Salvelinus sp. IW2-2015, 1173 nucleotides. NCBI's taxonomy places the organism in Eukaryota, Metazoa, Chordata, Actinopteri, Salmoniformes, Salmonidae. The record is from RefSeq and is a predicted model, not a curated record.